Megalobrama amblycephala (Wuchang bream) is the source of this 2467-nucleotide messenger RNA. RefSeq names its product protein c-Fos. The transcript is spliced from 4 exons. NCBI's taxonomy places the organism in Eukaryota, Metazoa, Chordata, Actinopteri, Cypriniformes, Xenocyprididae. Gene Ontology annotation, biological process: regulation of transcription by RNA polymerase II. Gene Ontology annotation, cellular component: nucleus. Gene Ontology annotation, molecular function: RNA polymerase II cis-regulatory region sequence-specific DNA binding; DNA-binding transcription factor activity, RNA polymerase II-specific. Bases 756 to 1769 code for a protein of 337 amino acids. The record is from RefSeq and is a predicted model, not a curated record.
UCCACACCGGAUAUUCCAAAUAUGGUCAAGACACGCUGCUCUCUGAUUGGCUGCUCACAUUAGCGACAGGGUUGUUGCUGGAGCGCUCUGAGUGGGAGAUCCAUCAUUCUAAUUGACAAGGGAUACGAAAAAUCACAGUUUUUAAUAGAAAAGGGCGCGGUUGAAGUAUUUUAAUUGUUAUAUUCUUUUUUUGGUCAUUUUGCAUACUCGGUUUAUACAUUAAUGAUGUGUCUAUUUCUCAUAAUUAUAUUCCUGGUGAGACAAUCACGCACCCGCAGAUGAACCAAGAUGUAAAUCUCUAUAAUGUGCAUAAAUCAUAAUCUCACAGAGGAAUGCGAAAGAUAGGCUGCAAACAAAGCACGUAAAAUGACGUACUUGUUCAUUCAUGUGAACGCUGCAGCGUUAUAACUUAACAAAACAACCUAACUUUACGCAUUACGCACUUUAUUUGAACGCAUAAAAUUUUGAAUUAAAAUGAGCAUCAUUUUGUGCCAGGGAUAUUUGCGAAAUGCCGUAUAUAUAUAUUUGGCUCGUGCUUAUCUGUCUCCCCUCCGGAUCAGUGGUACAGUCUCACAGAUUUCAUUCAUAAAAAUCUGCCUCACUAUAAAGAGAAGCAGCGCUGAUGGCUGGUGCCUCCUAGCGUAGUAACCUCAAUCUAGAUUUAAAAAAAAAAAACCCUGCAGAAUAGCAUUUGUUGACAUUAGUCACAUAUUGAUCUGGUUCCCAGCAUCUCCUGGAGCGAUCUAGCAGAAGUGAUGCCUAAAAACGCGAGUGUUUCUCAGGUGUCUGCAGAACAGCUGCUGCACACAUCAGCUGCUGAGAUGAAGGAUACGCAGAAGACAGGUAUUCUGAAGGAUGCUGAUGCUCCCUUUGUUCCAACGGUCACUGCUGUAGCUUCAGCUCCAGAUCUCAAGUGGAUGGUCCUGUCGACUGACAUCUCUUCAGUGUCGCCCUGCAGACACGAGAAAACACAGAGCUCAUCUCACUCCACAGAUGUCAAACCAGCAAGAAAGACCUUCAAUGGCCGGAGAAAGGGGGUGAAAGAUCAGCUUUCUCCAGAGGAAGAGGAGAGGAAGAGGAUUAGAAGAGAAAGGAAUAAACUUGCAGCCGCCAAGUGUCGAAAUCGUCGGCGAGAACUAACCAACAGCCUCCAAGCUGAAACCGACAGUCUCGAGGAGGACAAAGCAGCUCUGCAGUCUGAGAUCGCCAGUCUGUUAAAGGAGAAAGAACGACUCGAGCUUAUCCUUUCUGCUCACAAACCCCACUGUAAACUCACGGAGGAGACGGCAGCGGAGACCGAGGAACAUACCCAAGCCCAGGACGAGCAGACUCAAGCUCCCACCGCCUCCCCAGAACAGGUGCCCACCUCACCUCAGCAGGUCGACCCCACCAGCACUGCGAUCUUUGGGGACUCUGACGUCCUUCUGUGUUCCAGUGCCGAACUGGGUGCCGCUGAGGUGGAACCGUACAUCGAUAUGAGGGAUGUGUCCAUGGAAGACAUUAGCGACGUGAUAGACAGCGGCGAUGACAUGGAUCUGUUAGUGCCAGAUAUCGACCUCACUAGCUCUCUGGGCCUGAGUGAAUGGGAAACCCUGUACAUGUCAAUGGGGGGCGGGUUAGAACCUCUCAGCUCGCCUACAUGCAGCCCCACCUGUAGCAGCACCAACGCCGUGCCCGUCUUCAGCUUCAGCAAUGCAGAUGUGGAGAAGCAUGACACCGGCAAAGAGGCCAAACCUAAUGCAGCCAAAGAAAUCUUGAAGACUUUAUGAAGGUUCUGGCACAUCGCUCUUAAAAAUAAAGGUUUUAGUUCCCCAAAGAACCAUUUUUUCUUAGUGUAGAACAUUUUAAAUUAUUUCCACUACAUAGAACUGUGAAGGUUCCGUGGAUGAUAAAGGUUCUUAAUGGAACCAUAAAUGCCAAUAAAGAACCUUUAUUUUUAAGAGUGAAAUAUUCUGAGGAAGAAGGGUGUGAAAUAUAUCUGUCCAUGAACCGAAAACCCCUCAGAAAAAUGCUUUCAUAAAUGAGUCUGACAUGUUCAACAUUUACAAAAAAUAUAGUGAAUGCUGUGCAGUAGAUGUAAUGUGAUCUUUACAUCCAGUGAAGUCACUAUAGUCACUGUUUGUUUCUUCCAGAUGUUGACAUUGUUGAAUAUGCUGUUCAUCCUGUGAAAGACAUGCUAUCAUGCACUUUUGUACCAGUAGGUACGUGUAACUGUAUCAGUUGAUGUGGUGAUGUACAGUGCAGUCCGUUACACCGUGUCUAAGUGUGUGACUAACUGUUUUUUGGUAUUGUCAAAAAAAUGUAAUCCUGACCAUGGUGGCAAAAUAUAUAUGUAUAUAUCAUUAUGCAUUUAUUUAUUUUUUGUUCUUUCUGAUUCCUUUUCAGUGGUCUGGCAUGUUUCUAAUAAACAAAGAAUGAAUAUUACAAUUAAAAAGCGUGUGGGUGUAUUUUUUUAUUUUAUUUUUUA